ACGUUUCUCCCAGCUACUGCUGCUGCUGCUGCAGCAAGUGGAGGCGCCUGCCUUCGAGCGCACCUUGCCUUGUCACUGUAUUUUAGAGGAACGUAAUUUUUCGGCGGGCGUGGUCGCGCUGCUCAAAAGUCGCAUUCGAAUUUAAAAAAUCUCCUUUCGGAACUCCGGUCGCGCGUGAGUAUCGCGAGCGAAAGCAGACGUUCCAUCUUGUGAAACUGCGUUUCGAGAAAACAAUUCAAGUACAAGAACCUAGAAAAGUUGUACACAAUCUACCAAAGGAGGCUGCAAUAUGGUUACCUCUCGAUAUUCGUCUUGCUGCAGCUGGUGCUCGGAUUUGCAUAUUGUUUGACUCUGAUCUUGACGACGGUCAACAUGGAGGAAUGCCUGCCGGACCUCGUAGUCUACUGCAUCGUAGGCGCUUUGCUGUGUCCCGUGAUCGCCCUGUCGUUCAGGUCGAAGAUCAUCGCGAAGAACACCUAUCUACCGGUCAUGCUGUCCUGGCUGAUCGUCGUGUUGCUGGUCAUCGGUGACCUGGCCGUUCCAUUGUACUAUACCCUCACCUACACCUCCGAGGGCAUGCCACCGAUAAGGCCGGCAUAUGCGACACAUGCGCUUCUCGCAUGCUACGUGUUUCUGCCAAUCACGAAGAACUCGCACGCUUUCGUGCUCGGUCUUACGGCUACCAUGUGUUACCUGACGACUCUGUCAUUAAUCACUUACAGCAACACGUCCGAUUACAUUGCUAAGAUCAUCACCGACGCGAUAUACUUCGCGUGCGUGAACGGACUGGGACUCUACUUCAGGUUUAUGAACGAGGUCGUUAUCAGGCGCUCCUUCCUAGACCGUCGAAAGUGCGUCGAGUCCACGCUCAGACUCAACUAUGAGAAGGAUCAGGAAGAGCAACUGACGAGGAGUAUAUUGCCGCAGCACAUAGUGGCGAAAAUCAAAAAGGAUUUUAGGGAUAUCUUCAAGUUCAUAGAAGAACACAAAAAGUGUCCGCUACCAAAAGGUGGCAGGCCAAACAGUGAUUUGUGCGUGGAAACGCACAACAACGUGAGCAUCUUAUACGCGGACGUGGUGAACUUCUCCGGCCUGACCGUAACAUUACCGAUACGGAAGCUCGUGGAGACCCUGAACGACCUGUUCGGCAGUUUCGACGAGGCGUCGGAGCGACACAAUGUGCUGAGAAUAAAGUUCUUGGGUGAUUGUUACUACUGCGUGAGCGGCGUGCCUACGCCGAAUUCCCAGCAUGCCAAGAGCUGCGUCGAUCUCGGCCUUGAUAUGAUAAGAAUCAUCAACGAGGUGAGGGCGCGAGUCUAUCGCGAGAGUGGCGUGGACGUGAACAUGAGGAUCGGCGUACACUCGGGCAACAUAAUAUCCGGCAUUCUGGGCACGAACAAAUGGCAAUACGACGUUUGGUCGCGCGACGUGGUGAUAGCGAACAAGAUGGAACAAACGGGGAAACCCGGCAAGGUCCAUGUGACACAGCAAACGCUGGACCUCGUAAAUGCUAAUGACUACAACUGCGUGCCGGUUGACAGACUGGACGAUGAGGUCUUACGGAAGUACGGAAUACGUAGCUACCUCAUCACGCCGUCCUUACCAGAAACGCCGACGCCAACUCUAAGGCAGGUGCGUGUCUCCCAGUGGCGUAGGAAAAUUAUAAUUCGCAUUGAUUUGUGCGUGGAAACGCACAACAACGUGAGCAUCUUAUACGCGGACGUGGUGAACUUCUCCGGCCUGACCGUAACAUUACCGAUACGGAAGCUCGUGGAGACCCUGAACGACCUGUUCGGCAGUUUCGACGAGGCGUCGGAGCGACACAAUGUGCUGAGAAUAAACAUGCCAAGCUGCGUCGAUCUCGGCCUUGAUAUGAUAAGAAUCAUCAACGAGGUGAGGGCGCGAGUCUAUCGCGAGAGUGGCGUGGACGUGAACAUGAGGAUCGGCGUACACUCGGGCAACAUAAUAUCCGGCAUUCUGGGCACGAACAAAUGGCAAUACGACGUUUGGUCGCGCGACGUGGUGAUAGCGAACAAGAUGGAACAAACGGGGAAACCCGGCAAGGUCCAUGUGACACAGCAAACGCUGGACCUCGUAAAUGCUAAUGACUACAACUGCGUGCCGGUUGACAGACUGGACGAUGAGGUCUUACGGAAGUACGGAAUACGUAGCUACCUCAUCACGCCGUCCUUACCAGAAACGCCGACGCCAACUCUAAGGCAGAACAGCGAGCACACUUUGAGGGUCAUUAAUUCGGAGUCGCCACCACUGUCGCCGUAUUCCACUAACAAGCACUACGUGAAAUUCUAUAACGGGCGGUCCAAUACCACCAUGAGCACCACGUCCAGAGCAAGAUUGACAGUUAACACUCAGGCGGACUUCUUCGCGAGCACUUACAGGCGGAGGACGCACUUUAUGGAUUCCUGUUUGCGAGACUAUCAUUUGAUGUUAAAAGCAGCGGACGCCGAGAUGGAAAACGCUAUUAAUCAGAUGCCACUCAGCAAAUGGGAACAAUGGUGCAAAUGGGAGCACAUAAAUCCACUUUUUUUAACGUUUCAACAAUGGAGCUGGGAGAUUCCAUUUCUGCGCGAACCAGAUCCUCUUUUCAAGUUUUACAUUGGCUGCGCAACCUUCGUGGUGUUCUUCAUGGGACUCAUGUACCUCGUGCCCGCGCUUGUGCGUUCUCAAUGGCAUCUGAGCACGAUUGUCGGUUACUCCACAGCAAUGUUGUUCUUGAUAAUCCUGAUACCCCUUACGUGGAUGCACUUUGUAUGGAAUCGCUGCAAGGACCCUCACGAUGAGCACGAAGGACACGUACCGCAUCCGCGGAAUAAAGUGCUGUAUUUUCUGUAUCAGACAAGCGUAAAGGUUGUAUGGAGUGCUCUUUUAAGGACUAUUUUGUACCUGGUGAUUACAAUAAUGCUAGCAGCCUGCGCCAUGUUCGACAUGAUCUUCGCAUGUGGGAGCGUGGAGCACUUGCCGCUUUUUCCGAUUUUCAACAUAACAGCGAAGCAUAACACAACUCUCAAAUCCAACAUGUCGGAAAUCGGUGUCCCCGAGUUACAUUGCAUAUCUACACCUUGGCAAAUGACGGAGACUUGCUCGUUGGCGAUCUUCACAAGCUUCCUUUUCCUACGAGUCCAUUACGCCCUGAAAAUCGGAUGA
Molecule: messenger RNA, 3165 nt
Organism: Ooceraea biroi (clonal raider ant)
Lineage: Eukaryota; Metazoa; Arthropoda; Insecta; Hymenoptera; Formicidae
Product: adenylate cyclase type 2
Biological process (GO): adenylate cyclase-activating G protein-coupled receptor signaling pathway; cyclic nucleotide biosynthetic process; intracellular signal transduction
Cellular component (GO): plasma membrane
Molecular function (GO): adenylate cyclase activity
Source: RefSeq, a predicted model, not a curated record